Molecule: messenger RNA, 1336 nt
Organism: Zootoca vivipara (common lizard)
Lineage: Eukaryota; Metazoa; Chordata; Lepidosauria; Squamata; Lacertidae
Gene: STK17A
Product: serine/threonine kinase 17a
Biological process (GO): protein phosphorylation; positive regulation of apoptotic process; intracellular signal transduction
Cellular component (GO): nucleus
Molecular function (GO): protein serine/threonine kinase activity; ATP binding
Source: RefSeq, a predicted model, not a curated record
GCUGCUUCGAGUUACCUCAGGCGAGAGCGAGCGGCAGAAGCCGGGCAGCGCUGGCUGCCUUCGCAUCCCUCAGAGGGUGGACGCCGCUUGCCCGCCUGCCUGCCUGCCGCCUUCCCUCUUCGGACGUCUUCUCUCUCUCGCCAUGAGUCCCGAGGAGAAGCUGCCGCCGCGCCGCUCCCGGGGCAGCCGGGCGCCCCAUCAGCCGCGGCGCGGGGGCCUCUUGACGGAGAUCCGGACGCGCAUCUUCACCGAGCCCUUCCAGGAGCGAUACUGCCUCAGCCCCGGCCGCGAGCUCGGCAGGGGAAAAUUUGCAGUAGUAAAAAAGUGUGUAAAGAAAGAAACUGAAAAAGAAUUUGCAGCAAAAUUCAUGAGGAAAAGAAGAAAGGGCCAAGAUUGCCGGAUGGAAAUAAUUCAUGAGAUUGCAGUUCUGGAACUGGCACAACGAAAUCAUUGGGUUAUUAACUUGCAUGAAGUAUAUGAAACACCAACAGAAAUUAUUUUGGUUUUGGAAUAUGCUGCUGGAGGAGAAAUAUUUGACCAGUGUGUAGCUGAAAGAGAUGAUGCCUUCAAGGAAAAAGAUGUUAAGCGUCUCAUGAGGCAAAUUUUAGAAGGUGUUUCAUUUUUGCAUCGAAAUAAUGUAGUUCACCUUGACUUGAAGCCCCAGAAUAUUCUGCUAACCAGUGAAUCACCACUGGGAGAUGUUAGAAUAGUUGACUUUGGCCUCUCCAGAGUAAUGAAGAAUAGUGAGGAACUAAGAGAAAUUAUGGGAACACCUGAAUAUGUGGCUCCAGAAAUUCUGAGUUAUGAUCCAAUCAGCACUGCAACAGACAUGUGGAGCAUUGGAGUGCUAGCAUAUGUUAUGCUCACAGGAGUAUCACCUUUCUUGGGAAAUGAUAAACAGGAAACAUUCUUAAAUAUAUCUCAGAUGAAUGUUAAUUACUCUGAGGAUUUUGACCUUAUAUCUGAAUUUGCUGUGGAUUUCAUCAAAUCUCUUCUGGUUAAAAAGCCUGAGGAACGGGCAACAGCAGAUGAAUGUUUGGUACAUUCUUGGCUAGCACAAAUGGAUGUUCCUGAUACUAUAUACUGGAUAAAGAACACAGAGGAAGCAAACACUGUUGUUGUAAAUGAAGAAGCUUUUAUUUCUGAAAAUUAUACAGAUGGAGAAAAAACAGAAGAGUCAUUAGUGUCAGAAGAGCUGAUUGUUGUAGCUUCAUAUACACUGGGCCAAUGUAGGCAAUCGGAAAAAGAUAAAAUUGUUGAACAGAAGACCAUUUCCAAGCGCUUUAAAUUUGAAGAACCAUUGCUGCAAGAAAUACCUGGAGAAUUUAUUUACUGA